Molecule: messenger RNA, 4248 nt
Organism: Grus americana (Whooping crane)
Lineage: Eukaryota; Metazoa; Chordata; Aves; Gruiformes; Gruidae
Gene: SLC25A32
Product: solute carrier family 25 member 32
Exons: 8
Coding region: 125-1087 (320 amino acids)
Biological process (GO): nucleotide transport; folate import into mitochondrion
Cellular component (GO): mitochondrion
Molecular function (GO): FAD transmembrane transporter activity; folic acid transmembrane transporter activity
Source: RefSeq, a predicted model, not a curated record
UCUCGCGGGACCCUGCUCCCUGCGGCGCCGGGAUUGGCUGUCAGCUCGCGGCGGGCGAGGGAGAGAGUGAGCGCCGCCCCGCCCCCUGCCCGCGCGCCGCCGGCGUGGGCCGCCGCCGUUGGCGAUGAGCGCCCAGGGGCCCACGUGCGCCGUGGGGGAGCCGGUGGCGCCGUCGCCCGUCCGGUCCCUCCUCCGUCACGUGCAGCUGGAGAACCUGGCGGCGGGGCUGAGCGGCGGCGUCGUCUCCACCCUGGUGCUCCACCCGCUGGACCUCGUCAAGAUCCGCUUCGCAGUAAAUGAUGGAUUGGAGCUGAGGCCAAAAUACAAUGGGAUUCUCCACUGUAUGACCACUGUCUGGAAGCAUGAAGGACUACGAGGCUUAUAUCAAGGGGUAACUCCAAACAUGUUGGGAGCUGGAGCUUCCUGGGGACUUUACUUUUUCUUUUACAAUGCCAUCAAAGCUUACAAAAAAGAAGGGAAGCUGGAAAGUCUCAGUGCAACCGAACACCUAGUGUCAGCUGCAGAGGCUGGAGCCAUGACUCUCUGUAUUACAAACCCAAUAUGGGUAACGAAGACCCGACUUGUGCUACAAUAUAACGCUGGUGUUGAUCCAUCAAAGCGGCAAUAUAGAGGAAUGUUUGAUGCUCUUACAAAGAUAUACAAGACAGAGGGCAUACGUGGCUUAUAUAAGGGAUUUGUGCCUGGUCUGUUUGGAACUUCACAUGGAGCACUUCAGUUCAUGGCAUAUGAGGAUUUGAAACUGAGAUACAACACAUAUAGAAACAGAGUAUCGGAUACAAAAUUGAACACUGUGGAAUACAUAAUGAUGGCAGCUGUAUCCAAAAUAUUUGCUGUGUCAGCAACAUAUCCCUAUCAAGUUGUGCGAGCUCGUCUUCAAGAUCAGCAUAAUACGUAUUCUGGUGUGUUUGAUGUGAUCCACAGGACAUGGAGGAAAGAAGGAAUUCAUGGAUUUUACAAAGGAAUUAUCCCCAAUGUGAUCAGAGUGACUCCUGCCUGCUGUAUUACCUUUGUUGUUUAUGAAAAUGUGUCUGGUUUUUUACUUGGUUUUAGAAAAGAGAAUAAUUAAAGUAUUUUGAGGAAAGAACCUGGAGAUGGUAAAACCCUGCCAACAUCUCUUCUGCUGAAUGUUCUUGCGUUGCUGCCUUCCUCUCUGAAUCAGCUGUGUCUGCUUGAAACAGAUGUCUCUGCAACUGUGAAAUCAUAGCACUGUGACUGGGUGAAGGCAGCUGUGCAGCAAUUCAGUUCAUCCUGGCCUGCCUGGAAUGACGGACUAAUCUGUUUUGACAAGUCUCAAGAUAAUCAAGUUGGUCAGAUUCUACUCCUACAGAAGUGGAAAACUUUAUUCAAAAGCAACUCUGGGGUCUGUCGAAACUUUCUUAAAUCUCUGAGUCUCAUGGAGAAACUAUGCAUGUAGUUGUUUGCAGCAAUGGCUUCUGAAUCCACCUCUGUGUUAUUUCUCAGAUUUUAGGAUAUGGACUGCUCCAAAUUCCAUUGCUCAUCCAACACAAAAAUGCUGCCUCAGUGGGGUGUAGUUUGGAAACUCAAAUUGUUUUGUAAAACAGCUGUCCAUUCUUGGGUUUGCAUAAUUGCCAAUUUGAUGAAACCCAGUUCUUGUCUCAUACCAGGACAGACUUGCAUUGUGGGUUUUGGCUUGCUUUUAGCACCAGACCAAAGUGUAUGUUGUGUGCAUCGCUGGCCACUUAAUUCAUUUUCUCUCUCUGCCCUGCCUGCCGUCUCUCUCUCUCUCAGCAAGAGGUUCUGUCUCCAUUACCAAUACAUCUGACCAAGUAUUACUGAGUAAAUGCAUAUUUGAAAGAAGGCUUACAUUUUAAAAAUGAGGGGGUUUUCUAGUAAUCCCAUAGUGAUUCAGUUUUCAAACCACUCUAAUAAUAAAUAUGACCAUGCUUAUUUUCAAUAAUAUUCUCUGGAAAAAAAAAGAAAAUCCCAUUAGUCUAAAAAAAUAUUGUGCACAGGACUUCCUUUAAAAAAACACAAAUCAAUCCAUUAACGUCUUCUAAUUUGAUCUAAGGUAAGGACUGUAAGAAUAUAUUGAUUGCUAACUUAGUGCUAAACUAAAUUACAGUACAUCUCAGUAAAUUUGAGUAAUAGUGAUGUUUAUUUGCAUGCCAAUAAUUGCUGUCAAGGAUAUAUACUUUUUGGAGAUGUGGGUUUGAUUUAUUUUUUUAGUUCUUUAAGAAAAUACAUUAUUGGCCAUAACAUCUGCCUUCUGCUGUUAGUAAGAAGGUUUUAAGAAUUAUCUAGAAAAUAUCACUUAACUGAGGAGGAAAUAAGUUAGCAAAGAUCAUUCGAUGGGUAGGAUAAAUAAUCAGUUUUGUAAGGAGUGGAGGAUACUAUCCAGCAAAACACCUGAAUAAUCACUUAGAGAAGUUUCCUGUUUAACAGAAGACUAACCUAAAGCAGAAAUAAGGCUUUUUUUAAUAAAAAAUUAACAGAUGAAGGAAUUGGUUUCAAUUUUAAGUUAAAAUCUGGAAGACUACAGAAACUGUUCAAUAUUUUGAAUCUUAAUUCAGCAAUCCACUUGCUUGUUUCUGUUGAUCUUAUUGCCACAUACCACAUUUUGUGUGUACUUUAUUAAUAAUUUACACUUACUCCUCUGUAGUUCCAUCCCCUCUACUGGUACAGUUGACAAUCUCAUCUGAAAAGGGCAUGUGGCUGUUAUGGCUGGCUUUGGGUUUUAGCAUAAACGUUUCUGUGUGUAUUUAGCUGAAGAUAAAUUUACUGGAAGUUUACAAUACAAAUUACUGUAUAGAUCCCUAAUAGCUAGUAACUUAUUUUGCCUUUGGAGGGCGUUAACUUGCUUUUGUGUGUUUUCUAGUACGCGGAAUGAAUUUAACAGAACAUUGAAUUAACUCUGCCACCCAGAAUCCCAAAAAUCUUGUGAAGACAUAUGAAUAAAUCAUACAAAAAGAAUAAAAGUUGUGCACUUACUACCCUGGAUUAGUGUGCUCUAGGCCCAGAACAGUUUACUCGUGCUCCAGGGUAAAUGCAGACGGGCUACAAGCAUGUACACAGUUACUCUAUGUUAACUGACAUCCUGUAAAUUCACACCGUAGCUUAGCUCAUAGUAACUUGUUUGUGUUCGGAUACCUUAAAACCCAUCGUCCAAGCCAAUGAAAACAGUGCAGUUCUUCAGAGACAAAAUACCAGCUGUAUAAUUUGCUGGCUUGCAGCAAUAUCACACAUAAGCUUGCAGUUGCUCUCCUAGCUGCAGGUGUGUCCCUCUAGCAUUCGUAGCAAAAGCUGCAGGCAAAAGCUACCAAUUUGAGAGAUGCCUAGGGAAAAUCUUAUCACCUGUUCCAAAAAAAAGUUGAGAUUUAAUCCUCAAUGGCUGAAAUAAAUUCCUCAUCUCAGAUUUAAUGUUUUUUUUCCUUUUAAUUUCUGGGAAGAGUGUAUAUGUCUGCAUGUUGUACAUGCUUUUUCUUGGGGUUUUUAUUUCAUUAGUGUAAAAUUGAUUUUGUAAUCUAAACAUGACUAUUGUUCCCCUUUAGAAUCUGUAAAAAAUAUUUGAGUAUGUCACUUGUUGCAUUUGGAAGAAAAUACUUAAAACACUGAAACUAAUGCUGUGCAUCAUCAGUGUUGUCCAGUCUGGAGGCUGACGUCAAAUAUCUGUGACAUCAUUCUUUAACUUUACCAAUACACUUUGUGAAAGCCAAGGCAUUUCAACUUGCCUUAUUUCUGUAUCUUUGAAACUAUUUAAUAUAUCUAGCUUGAAAUUAACACCAAAGUGAAUGUAUAGAUCUGAAAGGCUAAAUCCAGGAGAAUUAUUUUGUUGGAGCAAUUAAAUUUUGUAACUGUAAAAUGAUUUAAUAUCUGCAUGCUAAUAGUGGAGAUCAGUAACAGAUGUUUAUACUGAAAUCCAGUCUGUCAAGAAGGGAAAGAGGGAAGGAAAGCUUGGACAGUCUAUUUUUACUUAGUUAUUCAGAAUGAGGCAUUUAACACUUAGCACAUCAUCUAGGUCAUAGUUAAGUCACCAGGUGUUUGUUGAGAGACAUAAGACUGUAACAGCAGAGCGUCCUGUUCUGUAGUCAGGGGCACAGGAGUAGAUGUUACGUAUGUUUUCUGACGGCUAAAGCCAAGCCCUGAGUUUACUUUCUUAGAACUUUCUGUGAAGUCUUCUAAAAAAAUUGUGUAUUGUAACACCAUGUAAAAUGCCUUAAACAAUUUGAUGAUCAAUAAAAUAGCCUGGAUUUUUUUUUUUUUGUAAAA